UUUCCAAGAUGACCGGGUCGGUGAUUCCAAAAAAUACCAUUGCCGACGAACCCAAGUACACGCCAUUGGAGUCCCGGCAUAGAGCUGCGACCGCACCUCCCCUUUUGUGCCGUGCCACUGCACCAUCGACAUUAACCUUCAUCACACCCGGCGGUGGUGGCAGCCAGCGCCUAGGCUGGGCCGCCAUAGGUGCCGAAGUAGCCGGCCUUGCCUUAGCUGUCGCUAGUUGCUCCAGUUCGUCAAGGAACCUGUUGACAAAGAGGAUGGUCUGUUGCGGAGUCUGAAAAAUUGCCUCAUAGACAGCUUUGCGUCUAGCAUACCAAAUUGCCCAAAGAGUCACUGCCAUUCUCGUGAAACUUGCAUGAUCUAGGAAGAAGACAAGGAAAUGAGGUACCCGGCUUGAUUCAUUUUGGGCCGGAUUGCAUGAAAGCCUUUUGCUUUAUCUAAAUAGCCCAACAGUCCAGCCCAUUCUGAGUAACCAUCGCCACUGUCGCCGCCGGUCGACACCUCGUCCCUUUCCCUUCUCCACCCCCGGGCGAGCUCACCGGCAGUUCACCGCCCCGCCGCCUCCUCCCCUUCCGUCCCGGCGCUUCCGCCUCCAACAAUGUGCGCAGCCAGGCGUCUCGCAGCGGCGCUCCCUCGACUGCGAGCACAGCACCGCGCCUCCUCCUCCGCCGCCUCCCCACCCGCUCCCACCCCUUCCGCCGCCUCCGUCCUCGACGACCUCCUCUCCGCGCCCACCCCUUCCGCCUCCGCCCUCUCCCUCCUCCGCGACACGCCCUCCCUCUCCGCCGAGCUCUACUCCACCCUCGCCGCGCCCUCCCACGCCCUCACCCCCGCCUCCCUCGCGCUCCUCCUCUCCCUUCCCUCAUGCCACCGCCUCCCGCCCCCCUCCGCGCCCAUCCUCUCCGCCCUCUUAUCCAAGAUCCUCGCGCGUCGUCCCUCCUCUCCCGUCCAAGCCGCCGGCUUCCUCUGUGCCUCCCUCGCCGCUGGCGCCCCGCCGCCAGAGACUUCUGUUUUCAACAAGCUCCUAGCCCCGCUCGCUCGCGCCGGAGACCUCCCGAGAAUGACCCAGCUCUUCUCCUCCAUGCGGGCCGCCACUGUCAGGCCUGACGCCGUCACCUACGGCAUACUCGUCAAUGGCCUCUGCAAAUCUGGCCGCGUGGGGGACGCCCUCAGGAUGCUCGAUGGAAUGUCUGGUUCAGACUCGGACGUUCGCCCGGAUGUUGUCACGGUGAACACAGUCGUGAACGGUUUGUGCAAGAGUGGGAGGGUCCAAGAGGCUGUGACAUUUGUGGAGGAGCGGAUGAGGAGUGUGCAUGGACAUGCACCCGACACAUUUUCUUACAACUGCUUGGCCGAUGCAUUUUGCCGUGUGGGGAAUGUUGCCAUGGCGUGUGAGGUGAUUGGGAGGAUGGAGAGGGAGGGCCUGUCACCGGAUGUCUUCACUCUGAACAUGAUUGUGGUCGCCUUGUGCCGGGUAGGGAGGGUUUGGGCUGCGCUGGAGUUCUUCAGGGAGAAAAGAACAAUUUGGCCUGAAGCCAGGGGCAACGCUGUGACCUACAGCACUCUGGUUCAGGCUUUGCUCAGCACUAAAAAUGUGGAUGUGGCCAUGGAGUUGUUCCAUGAGAUGAAAGAAGUAUGGCAACCACCAAAGAAAACCAUGUAUUUCAUCAUGACGUUGGGAUUGGCACAAGCAGGGCGGUUGCAGGAUGCUUGCUCCAUGGCGUCAUCGAUGAAGAAGGCAGGCUUUCAGCUGGAUGCAAAAGCAUACAAUAUUUUGAUUGGUGGGUUUUGUAGGGAGAACAGACUGUGUGAGGCUCAUGAGUGGCUUGGGAAGAUGAAGGAAGCUGGUCUCCGGCCAGAUGUGUACACCUACACUACCUUGUUGUCUGGUUCGUGCAAAGCAGGAGAUUUCUUGGCUGUGGAUGAAUUGAUGGGGAAAAUGAUCGAUGAUGGUUGCCGGCCUUCUGUGGUCACCUUUGGUACACUUAUACAUGGAUAUUGCAAAGCUGGUAAAAUAGAUGAGGCGUUGCACAUUUUCCGGUCUAUGGAUGAAUCUGGUGUUCAGCCCAACACUGUGAUAUACAAUAUUCUGAUCGACUUUCUCUGCAAGAGCAGAAAUGUUAGUUUAGCAAUUAAACUGUUUGAUUGGAUGAGCGAGAAGCAUGUGCCCGCAGACGUAACAACCUUCAAUGCAUUGCUGAAGGGACUUCGCGAUAAGAAUAUGCCGGAGAAGGCCUUUGAACUGAUGGACAGGAUGAGGGAAGAGAGGUGCACCCCUGAUUCCUUGACCAUUGAAGUUCUCCUUGAAUGGCUGCCUGGCAUUGGUGAAACAAAUAGAUUAAAUAAUUUUAUGCAGCAAGUGGGGUGUACGGCACCGAAAAGGACAACUACAUAAGAAUAUGCUAGUUGGCACAAUGAAAUAGUCUUUCUCAAAUUAUGCAGGCAUGAAUUUUGCUUCAGCUUAAUCAGCAGUUACAAUACCUAGGUGGAAUUUGUGAUGGGAAGGUCAGAGCUGAUGAGAAUUGUCUGCACUCUGCAAUCUCAGUCGUGGCUUACGGUGACAACUGGUUAUGUUUUUCAGUCAUUACUAGUCAUGACACUGUUGGUUGGGUACUCAUCAGUUCCUUUUUCUGAUGUUUGCAUCCAUGAGCGCCAUUAUUGAGGAGUGCAGAAAGCAGUUAUAUCAGUUCUCAGCUGGUCAGUGGAUAGUAGUGUAACAGGCAUCAACACAUUCUUGACAUGCAGCCGUCUACAUCAAAUGAGGCUCUUAUUCUUCAUCAGAUAAUUAUUGCUGAAGAGACUUCGUAUAGAAUAUGCCUGAAAAGGCCUUUGAAUCGAUGGAUCGUAUGAUGGAAGAGAGGUGCACUCCAGAUUACGUGGCCAUUGAUAUUCUUAUGGAAUGGCUGACUGUCAUUGCUGAAACAGAAAGAUGAAAGGAUUUUAUGCAGCAAUGGGACAAUGUGGCACCCAAGAGGAUAAAUUGAUAAGAAUAUGCUUAGUCGACACCAAGAGUUUUGCUCAAAGGAGGGAGCCAUGAGUUUUGCUUCAGAUUAAUCAAGAAUAGCAAUACGAAGGUGUAAUUUGUGAUGGAAAGAGCCGUGUUGGAUAGAAAACCAACUCCUGAAGCCUGGCUGACCUAAUAUAAUGGCUGCCCCUGUGAUCAGAAUUGUCUGCACCCUGCAAUCAUAAACAGCCAGCAGGCACUGUUGGUCGGGGGCUCAUCGGUUCCUUUCUCUGGUGUUUGCCGGCACCUGCAUUAUAACUGAAGAAUGCAGAAAGUCGAUACAUUGCACAUUUACAACCUAAUCACUUCAGCGCUCAACUGCUUAGAAGAUGGUAGGGGGGCAUACAGCAGCAGAUGGUUGUCAUGCAACCAUCUAUAUGUAUAUAUAUCAAGUGAUCCCCUUGUUCUUCAGCAGAUAAAGGUGAUAGUUGCACUUGGGAAAGAUAAAAAACGUGGGCGUGUUAAGGGUGAGAUUCUGUAAAGAGGAAAGCCUCUUUGCAUUGGCUAUAUUACCAUAUUUUAUUUAUUAUGAUUGAAGAGAUUAUCUGCAACAUGACUUAUUCUAUGUGUACGUACUAUAAUUGAGUUCUAAUGGUAAAAACAUGUAUGCGCAGAUUUCUUGAUGAUUGUAUAAAUCUUAAUUUGAAGAA
This is a messenger RNA of Aegilops tauschii subsp. strangulata, 3660 nucleotides long. RefSeq lists its product as uncharacterized. The record is from RefSeq and is a predicted model, not a curated record. Lineage: Eukaryota; Viridiplantae; Streptophyta; Magnoliopsida; Poales; Poaceae. Gene Ontology annotation, molecular function: mRNA binding; protein binding.